AUGGCCAAUGCUGGACUAAUCGCAUACAAUGUAGCGAGCUUCAUCUGCGCUCUGUUCGUCCUCGAAUUUGGCGCCGAUAAGUUCAUCGACCAUACCGCCAUUGUUGCCGAACGCACAGGCAUCCCAGAAUCAGUCAUCGGUUUACUCACUGCCGGAGCAGAAUGGGAGGAACUCGCCGUGGUCGUUGUGUGCAUCUUGCGUAAUCGAUCUUCUCUCGCAAUCGGAAAUAUCAUCGGCUCGGGCAUCUCAAACAUCCUGGGUGCCUUCUCGCUGGGUCUGUUGUUCCGGAGCGAUGAAGAAGUCAUGGUGUUUGAUAACAGUGCUAAAGUGUAUACUCUGGGCAUGUUGUUGAUCACUUUUCUGGUUGUUGGUCUGCAAGCUUUUGCCUCUUUCCUGGCCACGAGGAUCUUUGGUGGGAUGUUGAUUGUGAUCUUCAUCCUGUACGUUGGCUCUGUUGCUUAUCUGAUCUUCAAAGGCCGCUUGACUGCGCUCGAAUCAGACAGUGACAGCGAUAGCGACAGCGAGAGCGAUAAUGAGAGCAUCGACAACGAAGCUGUGGAUAGUCGUGUCAAUACAGCAACNCCUCUUCUACCCGCGGGACAAAUCAAUUCAAGCUCACGUCAUAGGCACAGCAUAGCAUACCACAUAGCACUCUUGCUUCUUGGCUUCCUGGCGGUUCUUCUGAGCAGCUUCGUCCUAUCCAAUGCCUCCUCGUCAAUCGCCGAAGAGAGUGGAAUGUCAGAAGUCCUCUUUGGAGUGGUUUUCCUGUCCAUCGCGACAACCCUGCCAGAAAAGUUCAUCGCCGUCAUGAGUGGGAGUUGCGAUCGGACGGGGAUUCUGGUUGCAAAUACCGUUGGAAGCAACAUCUUCUUACUGACCUUGUGUAUUGGAGUAUUGUGGGCUAGCACGGGAGGCGAUUUUGACAGAGGCAUUGUCGACGUGGUUGAGAUGGGUGUACUUUUGGGGUCUUCACUCUUCAUGACAUUGGUCAUUUGGUUUGGUGCUCAAUGGAGUCGGAUCGCGGGCUUGGUGAUGCUCGUGAUAUAUCUUGCCUUUUUGGUGCUCGAGUUUACGACCAUUCACCAUGGUCACGAGAAUCUCAAUCGAACCAUGAACUGA
This is a messenger RNA of Aureobasidium vineae, 1119 nucleotides long. NCBI's taxonomy places the organism in Eukaryota, Fungi, Ascomycota, Dothideomycetes, Dothideales, Saccotheciaceae. The record is from the annotation of a GenBank genome assembly.